Leucoraja erinaceus (little skate) is the source of this 876-nucleotide messenger RNA. Its product is annotated as probable G-protein coupled receptor 139. The record is from RefSeq and is a predicted model, not a curated record. Gene Ontology annotation, biological process: G protein-coupled receptor signaling pathway. Gene Ontology annotation, molecular function: G protein-coupled receptor activity. The transcript is spliced from 2 exons. Gene Ontology annotation, cellular component: membrane. Lineage: Eukaryota; Metazoa; Chordata; Chondrichthyes; Rajiformes; Rajidae. The coding region runs from base 1 to 876 and encodes 291 amino acids.
AUGGCAGCGUCUGAUCUCCUGGUCGGCAUCACCGAUCCGUUUCUGCGUAGAACUAUUCAAUUUCACUUCCCAUAUUCGUUGUUGAACAUUACUCCCGUGUGCGCGGCGACCGAAGUCCUGGUCUUUGCAACCACCGCGGUCUCUGUCUGGCUGACGGUGGCCUUCACCUUCGAUCGGUUUGUGGCUAUUUGUUGUGAGAAGCUGAAAACAAGAUAUUGCACUGAGAGAACGGCGGCUGUGAUUAUCGGGGCAGUGAGUGUGCUGGGCUGUUUGGAGAACGUCCCCCUGUGGUUUAAGUACGAUUCAGCGAACGAAUUUGAUAAUCUUCCCUGGGAUUGCUCCGUUAAAUCCACCUACUAUACGUCGUCUGCAUGGGUCGCAUAUAAUGUUACGCACCGCGUUCUAACCCCUUGUAUCCCGUUCUUCCUGAUUCUUCUGCUCAAUGUGCUGACGGCCAGGCGGAUUGUAGCGGCCAGCAGAGUCCGCAGGGGUCUCCGGGGCCGCAGCAACGGAGAGAAUGACAAGGACCCAGAGAUGGAGAACCGCAGGAAAUCCAUUGUUUUACUCUUCAGUAUUACCGCCAGUUUCAUGUUACUGUGGGGACCACAGGCCAUAUUUUUCAUCUUUACCGGUAUUGCGAAGGUGGGAGUUGACUACACCCCCACCGGUUAUUACUAUAUCACAGAGGUCACGUCGGUGUUCCUGCAGCUGCUCAGUACCUGCACCAACACGUGUAUUUACGUGGUGACCCAGAGUAAAUUCAGGGCUGAGCUGAUGAACGCGGUUAAAUUCCCAGUGGGUGUAAUUCGUGCACUUGGCAACAACCUGAAGCUCAGGAACGAAUCAAAGUAUAUAGCCGUGUGCGCCGUCAUUUGA